UGCCCCCUGUGGACAUAGCUGUAUUUCAUAACUGGGUAACACACAUCAUUUGGAUGCCGGAGGACAGUCAUUGGUGAGUCAAACUGUCUGCAAAAACGUCAGGAGAUUAUCGGCGCGCAGCUGGAAUGCAAGGUUGAUUCACAAAGAAGAGUGAGGAGGUAGAGAGACAACGCCGAAGACACCACAGUCGGACCGAAUCACACCGCACAGCCAUGAAGGGGGAGCAUUUAUUUUCCAUCCUGAAAAACGCCACAUUCUACCAGCGGGUCUACCUACUGGGGGGCGAGGAGCUGCUGGUACUGCAAAGCACUGUGGGACAUCCCGCGCUGGGCGACAGCUUCCACCAGAUCACCGACUUUAACGACCUGCCCACCUCCCUUUUCGCCUGCAACGUGGACCAGUCUGUGUUUGAGGAUCAGGAGGGCAAGGAGAUGUUCGAGGCCCUGUUCCUGGCCUACGAUGAGCGGGUGACGUUUCAGCUGUUCAAGAGCUUCCGGCGUGUCCGCAUCAACUUCAGCAACCCCAAAGCAGCCGCCAGCGCCAGGAUAGAGCUGCACGAAACGCCCUUCAGAGGCAAGAAGCUCAAACUCUACUUUGCCCAGGUCCAGAACCCAGUAUCAGAUGGUGAUAACCUGCACCUGGCUCCUCCCCAGCCCUCUAAACAGUUCCUCAUCUCCCCUCCCGGCUCGCCGCCCAUUGGCUGGCAGCAGAUAGACGAGACCACGCCCGUCAUCAACUACGACCUGCUCUAUGCUGUGGCCAAGCUGGGCCCCGGAGAGAAGUUUGAGCUGCAUGCUGGAACAGAGUCCACCCCCAGUGUUGUUGUCCACGUCUGCGACAGCGACACCGAGGAAGUGGAGGAACCAAAGAAUUGCCCCAAACCAAAAAUCAUCCAGACCCGGCGCCCUGACCUUCCUACUUCUCACUGAACUCUGUGCCCCUGCCACUUCCUGCCGUAACAUCGUCAUCUGGAGGAAGGAGAAUCGAUCCCCUGUCUCUCUCUCACAGGAACAAUCCCCGUGUUCAGCACUCCCCACCCUACGGCCGCCUCGCCCGGGCCAGAAGGGGAGAGCUCUCUGUUACUCAUCCUCGUCGACAUACAGCCGUUGAUGUGCUACAUGUAUGAUUGUGUUGGCAAUACUCCAUACUUACAUCAAGAUUCAGCCACCAUACCCUCAGUGAUUGGUUCCUGUCUGUAUGAUUCUGUUGUUGUAAUGUCACACAGUUUGCAGGGAUGGGGCAGCACCUUGCUUUGAGCUCGGCCUCUGAUUGGCUUAGGGGUUGUGGCGAAUGCCAGUGUAAAGAAGCCCAUUGGUCGCCUUUAUAGACGUGUGUUAGCAUUGCUCUCGCUCCACUGCAUAUGUACCACAAGCACUGACGAUGAAUAGCGCUUCUCUCAUUAGGGCAUGCUAGCUACUGAGGUGGUGGGAUGACUCUGGCGCUGAACGAGUUGAAGUAACCUGAAGGAGCAUUAUGGUAAAUGGUCAAUACUUUGUCUUAUAGUCCCCUUAAAGUUGGGUUAUUCAUCGUGUUAUCAGUGCUGUCUGUCGACCUUGGGAAUUCUUUCAAUCUCGCCAAUGCAUGCACUGGUCUGAUCUAGUUUGUGUGUUUACUUUGUUCCGUUUCCUGUAUGUAGCUGUCAAUUUGACCUCUCUUCUCUCUUCGCUAACUUCUCUCUUUUAUCUCCCUGUGUUUCCUGGCUACCGGUGUCCUUCACAGAAAACAAGGCUAAUAACAGUUACAAUCCAUGCACCUUAACAGGGAAAGCAUAAUGUACAAUGACAUUUCUGUGAUUGUUGCUCAGUGUGAAUUGUUCUGUGUCCAUGUCUUGUCCCUGAAAGUCUGUUUAAAGAAAAAGGAGUAUAAGAAAACAUAAGAAAAAACAGAAUGCCUGGUGGCCACCUUUUCCUGAUUGGCUGAAAUGGAGAGCCAAUCAUAUAUCAUCACGUGAAGACAGUCUAUAAAGUGCAUGGUUACAUUUUUAUAGAGAUAUUGUGUUGUCUGAGAACCGUGGCUCAGUCAUGGGAUUUCCUCGUGUUUCCUUUAUGUGCCUCUGUAGGGAGCGAGAAAGAAACAUUUAUUCAAACUCACCACGAAGAAAAUAAAUGCAUGAUGACGAUCCUGAGAGGAAAAAAAUAAUGUUAUUAUAGAGUUAUGUUACACAAAUCUUCCAAGUGCUAUUACACAGUUUCUGUUGAGAUGGUCAAGGGGAAUUACAUACUGUACUCACACACACAACCAUGUUUGUUUUCCUUUAUUGUGUGUUUUGUUUUUCCUGUGUUGGUUCAAUGAGUGUCUUCUUGAUGUGCCUGAUUUAACUCAUAGGCAGUAGAACAAGCCCUGUACAAAUUGGACCUCCCUGUCUAUUUGUGGAGAACUGGCGUUGUGAUCAAUUUUCUAUUGUCCAAACUAUUGACCCUUCCUGUUUCAGACAUUGCACCUACACUCUGAUUCUACAUUACUGUGGGCCACUGAUUCAACCCUGGGUGCUUUUAUACACUAACGCCUCACUCUAAACCCUCACUGUAACCCCUCACUGUAACCCCUCACUCUAAACCCUCACUCUAAACCCUCACUGUAACCCCUCACUGUAACCCCUCACUGUAACCCCUCACUCUAAACCCGCACUGUAACCCCUCACUCUAACCCCUCACUCUAAACCCUCACUGUAACCCCUCACUGUAACCCCUCACUCUAAACCCUCACUGUAACCCCUCACUGUAACCCUCACUGUAACCCUCACUGUAACCCCUCACUGUAACCCCUCACUCUAAACCCUCACUCUAAACCCUCACUGUAACCCCCACUGUAACCCCUCACUCUAAACCCUCACUGUAACCCCUCACUGUAACCCCUCACUCUAAACCCUCACUGUAACCCCUCACUGUAACCCCUCACUCUAACCCUCACUGUAACCCCUCACUCUAAACCCCUCACUCUAAACCCUCACUGUAACCCCUCACUGUAACCCCUCACUGUAACCCUCACUGUAACCCCUCACUGUAACCCCUCACUGUACAUCAUUCCAAUCCCCAUCUCUGAUAACGAUGGCUCAAAUGAUCAGAUUUGAUAACCCAGUUCAAAGUGCACUGAAAUUAUUUUUUUAUUCCAACCAGCUCCAGUAGGUUGUAGUUUAAUUCCAACCAGUUCCAGUAGGAUUUAGUUUUAUUCCAACCAGCUCCAGUAGGAUGUAGUUUAAUUCCAACCAGCUCCAGUAGGAUGUAGUUUUAUUCCAACCAGCUCCAGUAGGUUGUAGUUUUAUUCCAACCAGCUCCAGUAGGUUGUAGUUUUAUUCCAACCAGCUCCAGUAGGUUGUAGUUUUAUUCCAACCAGCUCCUGUAGGUUGUAGUUUUAUUCCAACCAGUUCCAGUAGGUUGUAGUUUAAUUCCAACCAGCUCCAGUAGGUUGUAGUUUUAUUCCAACCAGCUCCAGUAGGAUGUAGUUUAAUUCCAACCAGUUCCAGUAGGUUGUAGUUUAAUUCCAACCAACUCCAGUAGGUUGUAGUUUAAUUCCAACCAGUUCCAGUAGGUUGUAGUUUAAUUCCAACCAUCUCCAGUAGGUUGUAGUUUUAUUUUACCUGCAAUAUUUUCCUAUCUGUUAUUGUAUAACAUUUACAGUCAUUCUAAUUGAUAUUUUAAGCAGAUCAAAUGAUGUUGGUAAUAAUGAGCCACUAUCCUUGUGGAAGUCAUAGACUUCAAAUGAAAUUGAAUACAGGCCCGCUCCUAAAAACACCAGGUUUGAAUCAUGUAUUGUAAAUGGUGCAUAUCAAAUGUUUACAAUAGUGUAUUCCUCUUCAUUGUUUUAUUUCAUACAUGCUGGCUUUAAGACACUGUUCCCUCACUAUAUGGUCAGAUGAACCAGACACAACACAUGCCACUGUCCCAAGUAUGUACUACAGCCACCAUUACUACCCUCAAUGAGGUGACUUGUAUACAUGCAAUGGUUUUUGUUCUGGACUUUGGUGUCUUUCGCCUAGACCGCGGAUCUGUUGAAUCUGCGCUACAAUCUUGUCCUGCGGUCAUAUUCCUCCAAACGUAAACACAAUAGACACUAUGUACCUGUGUAUGAUUCAACAUGUCCCGAUAUUUGUAUUUUAUUUUCAAAUUAAAAUCAUUAUAUUAUUAUCUGUUUCUUCUAAGAGUCAGUUGGAUUGGAAGGGAAUAUCAGUGAUGGAGGUAACCAAUAUGUGUAUUGUGUAAAAAUAGUGUAUGACCAUCAAUGUACUUGUCAUUCUACAUGUAACGUUACAACAACCUGCCUGCAUACACUAAGGAGACAUAUCUGUAUAUAUUAAUCAAUACUAUUUUUACUGCAUUUUUGUACAAAUAUUCAUGGUAGCCAUGUACAAGUAGUUCAAAUGAUUCUAUGGUAGUAUUAAAAUAGUUUGGUUUUAAUGAA
Molecule: messenger RNA, 4398 nt
Organism: Oncorhynchus tshawytscha (Chinook salmon)
Lineage: Eukaryota; Metazoa; Chordata; Actinopteri; Salmoniformes; Salmonidae
Product: calcipressin-2-like
Exons: 5
Coding region: 213-929 (238 amino acids)
Biological process (GO): calcium-mediated signaling
Cellular component (GO): cytoplasm; nucleus
Molecular function (GO): nucleic acid binding; calcium-dependent protein serine/threonine phosphatase regulator activity
Source: RefSeq, a predicted model, not a curated record